UGAUUCAUCAAAAUUUUCACUGUCCGUUUGAGUCUGUGAGUCUAACUGCCCAAAUAAUCGUUUCAUAAUAAUUCCCACAAUUAUGAAAUUCGGCGAAAAAUAUUCGCGCUGCUAAAUCCAGAAAUAAACGCAGGACAACAGAGUGACGCGGUCUCGUGACUCCGCAAGUUCUUUUUUGCAGCGAACGAUCGAGUGAAGUCUAACGUGAAAUAGAAAAUCGGAAAAAUCAUCAGACGAUAGAAUAGAGUUUUUGCGACGUCUCUAAUCAAAUAAAUACUCUGUCGACAUGAUUUUUAAAAUUCUACUAAUAAAAACUAGUGCUGAUUUUUGUUGUUGAUUGUUUUUUUGAGGUUUGAGGGAAGUUUGAAUAAUUAAUUGGCGAAAAAUCGUGUUUGUGGGAUUUUUUAAAUAAAUAAUCGUUAUGGAUGCCCGAAGAAUGUCAACAUGGAAUGCCCUGAGUGUGACGGCUGCUCUGCAGAUCGCUCAACAGGAUAAUGAAGAUUGGGAGGUCGUCAAACCCGCCUAUUGCAAUACUACAAUAGAAAAACUACCGGACAAGGUGCUCCUCCACCUGUUCAGUUACCUCUCGCACCGCGAAAUCUGUCAACUCGCUCGCGUCUGCAGGCGAUGGCGCGUUAUUGCCUACAACACAGCACUUUGGAAGCACGUAUCUCUGAGGCCGGAGGUCAGUGGACUCCACGUCAACUCCCUGGAGAUGCUGCUUCAGCUCAUCAGUCAACGUUUUGGGGCCACCCUGAGGUACAUAGAGCUCCCAAUCGAGCUGAUAACCCACACAGUCCUCCACGAAUUGGCGAACAAGUGCCAAAACCUGACGCACAUGCUUCUGGACUUCUCCACGGCGAUGCAGCUGCAUGACUUCUCCGAGAUGCAGGCAUUUCCCACUAAACUAAAAUACAUGUGCAUUUGUCUGUCCGAGGUCAUCUUCAUGGAGGGAUUCAUGAGGAAAAUCUAUAACUUCAUCAAUGGCCUCGAGAUUCUCCAUUUGAUCGGAACGUACGAGAAGGUCGAGGAGGAGGAGGAGGAGAUCUACGAGGUGAUAAACGUCCACAAACUCAAGUCUGCGACCCCAAAUCUGCGAGUCAUCAAUUUAUACGGAAUUAAUUUCGUGGAUGACUCUCAUAUCGAUGCAUUUUCCUCCAACUGCAUUCAGCUUGAGUGUUUAGCAGUGAAUUUUUGUAAUAAAGUAACGGGGUCGACGAUGAAGACGCUGUUUCAGAGGAGCAGGAGGCUCAGGUGCCUUUUGAUGCAGGGAACUAAUCUCCAGAGUGAAUUCGUGAUGCAAGUGGAAUGGGAAAAAUCAUCAAUUCAAGAGCUAGACAUAACAGCAACGGAUUUGUCAACUGAAUGUCUGAUAGACAUGCUAACGCGAAUUCCAGGCCUGCGAUUUCUGAGUGCAGGACAGUUGAAUGGCCUCAACGACAGUGUUCUCAAGGCCUGGACCGAGGCCGGAAACCCGAGGAACCUCAUAGCCCUGGAUUUAGACAGAUCUGAUAAUUUAACUGACGACGGGCUGCAUAAAUUUUUGUCCAGACAUGGACAUCAACUGUGGGGUAUUGCACUCUCGGGAAUGCCACACAUCACUGAUCAGCUGUGGCAGAGUGUUCUACCUAUUUUGACUAAUGCCAAGAUUGCUGUCAUGGGAACGCAGGAGAGACUCGGAGUAAACAUUCACGUCGAUCAAUUGAUGGAUGGAAUAGCGAAUAACUGUCCAAACUUGGAGAGACUAGAGUUGCGUUGGGAUCCUGAGAACUUGCGAUUCUCCGACAAAUCCCAGAAAGCUAUUGACGUGCUGCGGGUGAAGUGUAUUAAACUGAGGUGUCUUGUGCUCAGCGAUGGAAGAUACUACGAAGUCGUAAAAGCGAACUUUGAGCGUGCAGACAGGCUCACAGUCGUCCGCGCAACGACUUGCUGCAGAGUUACAAACUACUACCUGUUGCAGAAUUACAAAGACUUAAUAUUCAAUUGACCGAGUCAAUUAAAACUUCGUGGCCAAACUGGUGUCAAUUGAAAUAUCAAACUUUCCACCGAAUGAUUCUACCAUUCACAGAAGUGCCUAAUUUACCUCAAGAUCGUGUAUAAUUUAUAAAAUUGUGUAAAUGUCCAGAAUGACAAUAAAUCAGUCAAUUUUAAUUCUAAGAAAA
Molecule: messenger RNA, 2162 nt
Organism: Diachasma alloeum
Lineage: Eukaryota; Metazoa; Arthropoda; Insecta; Hymenoptera; Braconidae
Gene: FipoQ
Product: F-box/LRR-repeat protein 7
Exons: 7
Coding region: 422-1987 (521 amino acids)
Biological process (GO): SCF-dependent proteasomal ubiquitin-dependent protein catabolic process; positive regulation of protein ubiquitination
Cellular component (GO): SCF ubiquitin ligase complex
Molecular function (GO): protein binding
Source: RefSeq, a predicted model, not a curated record